Rattus norvegicus (Norway rat) is the source of this 396-nucleotide messenger RNA. It is a transcript of the gene H4c14, whose product is annotated as H4 clustered histone 14. The record is from RefSeq and is marked provisional. Lineage: Eukaryota; Metazoa; Chordata; Mammalia; Rodentia; Muridae. The transcript has a single exon. Bases 30 to 341 code for a protein of 103 amino acids. Gene Ontology annotation, molecular function: protein heterodimerization activity; DNA binding; structural constituent of chromatin. Gene Ontology annotation, cellular component: extracellular region; nucleosome; nucleus.
AUACGGUGGUGCUUCAGGCUGAGCUAACCAUGUCUGGCAGAGGAAAGGGUGGUAAGGGCUUAGGCAAGGGUGGCGCCAAGCGUCACCGCAAGGUCUUGCGGGAUAACAUCCAGGGGAUCACCAAGCCCGCCAUCCGUCGCCUAGCUCGGCGUGGCGGUGUCAAGCGCAUCUCCGGCCUCAUCUAUGAGGAGACCCGUGGUGUACUGAAGGUGUUCCUGGAGAACGUGAUCCGCGACGCAGUCACCUACACUGAGCACGCCAAGCGCAAGACCGUCACCGCCAUGGAUGUGGUGUACGCUCUCAAGCGCCAGGGCCGAACCCUGUACGGCUUCGGAGGCUAGGCAGCGCCGCCGCUGUGUCACCCCCCCAUCCAUAACGGCCCUUUUUAGGGCCAAC